GGAACCUAGACGCAUCUCAGACUGACUCUGUCAUUCUUUAUACGCGCUUGGUUCUCUUUCUCUUUCCCCUCAUUCCUACCCAGGUGAUCCCGAACUCGAGGCCCACGAAUUACGUGGCCUCUGGACAGGUCAAGUGGCGCCCAACGUGGGGCAGCUCGAGUAUCGAUGGUCACUGGACAGCCCCCAAUUGAAGAAAAAAGCGUUCCGGAACGUGCUUUGAUAGGGACGUCCUGCAUUGCUUGUUUAGUGUCUUGAGUGUUCACAGGAGUCACCAUGGCCUGGUCCUCCAGCCUGAAGAACCUUCUCACAGUCUUUGUCUUUACCAGCUUGGCUGUCAGCUCUGUGGAGAGUUACCAGUGUACGGUAUAUCCAUGUGUAACUGAUUCAUGUGCUGCUUGUGAAACCACUAAAGGCUGCUUCAAUGAAAUACAGAGAUUUGACACACCAUCUUCCCUGACAGAUGGAACAUUUAAACAAAAAGGAUGUAUUGCGGACUCAAACACAUGCAGUAGCCUGACAAUCUCGGCAACCCUGGGGGAUCAACGGACAUUUACCUAUGCAAACAGCUGCUGCAUAACUGAAAAGUGCAACCAGGGUGACUUAACACUGCCUGCACCAUCUUCCAUACCCAAUGGUGUUGAAUGUCCUGCCUGCUACAAUGAGAAAGCCAAUUUAUGCUCCUCAGUUACCACCCUAAAGUGCACAGGGGCAGAGAAAAAGUGUAUUGAGGUUACCGGCAAAGGUCUGGGAGUUUCAAAUUUAAUAGUAUAUGGGAAGGGUUGUGCAACUGAAAACUCCUGCGACCUGGAUAUGAGCGUCCUCGGUAGACUACAGAUCAAAACCUCAUGCAGCUCACCUCUUUCAAGCCACGGGCACCCUACCGCCAAAUUCGUUUCAUCAUUUCUCAUUUUUCUGCUCCUGCUGAAAUUCUUGCUUUGAUCUUCUAUGAACUGGCAAUCUCACACCCCUAUGCCCAUGGACGCAUUGGUAUACCUGGAUGGCUACUUCCGAAACACAGAACAAAUAAAACCUGGUGACCACUCCUCUGUUCUUUAUG
Messenger RNA from Microtus ochrogaster (prairie vole), 1057 nucleotides. RefSeq names its product protein RoBo-1-like. NCBI's taxonomy places the organism in Eukaryota, Metazoa, Chordata, Mammalia, Rodentia, Cricetidae. The record is from RefSeq and is a predicted model, not a curated record.